AUGAAGCUGCUGGCAUGGUUCUGCCUCAGUUUUCUGGAGUUUGCCGUGGCGCAGGACUUCGCGAUCCGAAGUUCCGUGGACACGACGAAGUGCCUGACACUCCGAAGCCUCUAUGUGGAGCUCGAGGAGUGUGACGAAGACUUCUUUGCCAGCAAUCAGGUGUGGUACUGGAACAAGACAUGGCUUGUGAACCGGUAUGUGAAGUCCUCGACGGGUGAGCCUGUAUGUGUGGCUAUUCCCGGUGAUGCUUAUCACUCAGUGCCUUUGGUGGCAGAAAGCUGCGAGGAAGGACGGCCUCACAUGGAUUGGGUUUGGGCAGAUGACCGCGUCAGGAACCUUCAUGUGGAUCUUUGUUUCGACCUUCCUGGCAAGAACUUCAGCAACUUUGCUGCUUAUGCAUCAUUUGCCCACCACCCUGAGGGCAACACGCCAGUGCAGGCAGGAGCCAUUGACUUCAGCAGUGCUGGCAGCGAUCAGAUCUUUCUCAAGUAUCCCCUUUCAGGAUUGGGUACUCCAGAAGCCUUUUCCCCCAGAGCAUUCAGAGGUGAAGAUGUCCGCUUCGCUGUUCCAACUCGAUGCCCGGAUGGGACUCUUGGUGAGAGACACUUGUGUCCCUACGAUCACCGACUCAAGCCAGAUCUGCAGUGCUAUGGAGGUCGAAUGGUCGACCGAUGCGUUUGCACACCUGGAUAUUUCAUUCAUAUCCUCAAGCCGCAGGGCGACAAGGCCAUGUGGGAGUACACAUGUUGCUGGGGUGAACCAACUGAGGAGUGCGGAGACUGGCAAUAUAUGGGUCCUGUCGCGCUUGGCAUCAUGCUUCUUGGCAUCCUGGGCUUCUUGAUAGGCACUCUACUCAUACACUGCAACACACAGAAGAUUCCAGUAGCUACCAAGGAGGACCUUCACUUGCUCGACUUCACGACUGUCUUGGAUGGUGCCCAACUUUGCAGGGCAGUCGAGCAGAAGAACUGGUGUGUGACCCUGCAGGACUUGCAACAAUUCAAGCGUUUGGUCCGGGAUGCGGUUACCAAAGGCCAGAUCCAACCCACCAGGCUCGAUCCGUUUGAGGCUUCAGACCGCAUCGGCCCUGAGCAUCCAUACGGUGGCUCAGCAGUUCAUCAAACCCGUCACGAAAGCUGCUGGUGA
Messenger RNA from Durusdinium trenchii, 1146 nucleotides. NCBI's taxonomy places the organism in Eukaryota, Dinophyceae, Suessiales, Symbiodiniaceae. The record is from the annotation of a GenBank genome assembly.